Molecule: messenger RNA, 684 nt
Organism: Nelumbo nucifera (sacred lotus)
Lineage: Eukaryota; Viridiplantae; Streptophyta; Magnoliopsida; Proteales; Nelumbonaceae
Product: StAR lipid transfer-like protein
Source: RefSeq, a predicted model, not a curated record
AAAAAGGAAGGAAAGGCAAAAGCAAGGCCGGCGGCAGCAGCGAAAGCUGCACAGUGAGUGCAGAUGUCGAGAGAGAGAGAGAAUUCAUUGCAGCAGAUGGGAGAGAAGGGUGGCAUUGGUGGUGGUAGCGAUAAUGGGUAUUGGUGGUGGGCCGUCGCAAGUUCGGCCCAAUUAACUUUGGCGAUCUCCUCUUACCGGAAAGGCUACGUCGGCGAUUCAUGUUUCAUGCCCUUCAAAGCCUUCUCCGUUGCCUCCCUCUUAGUCGGUGCCGGAGCAACCGCUGUCGCUGGGUUUCUGCACGCCUCCGGCAUUCGCACGGUAGAAGACCUGAAGGAGGUGGGGGGAAGCAUAAGGAAUGGAUUAGGGAUUCCUCCACGAGAAGCCAAAUAACUAAGAGCACUCUCUUGUUUUUGUUUUUGUUUACAGUGCAAAGACUGAGACAUGCUUUUGAAAAAAUCAGUGACUCCCCAAUUCCUCAAAAUCAUUAAUUUUUUAGGAAAUACUUUUGAGGGUUUGAUUCAUACAACCUAACACCCAGUCACCCACUAGGUUGUUUGAAAGGGGAAUCUGAAAGAGAAAAAGAUUUCCUAUUGACAUAUAUUUAUUGGUUUAGAGAAAAGAACUUUUGCAAUAGGAUCCAGAAAAAAAUUAAAUUCAUGCAAUACAUGAUAUGAUUGUGAUACA